AUGACAACUAAAGAGGAUCUUCUCCAAUUGGGACUUUCCGAGUCAAAGGCAGCGGAAACCCUAAAAAAUGCCAAGCUCAGCGCGACGAUCAGUGGGAUUCUGAAGGAAGCGAAGCCUCUGGGACAGAUUUCAAAGCAAAAAGGCACUCUUCUCUAUCAACUUUCCACGAAAUUGAAGCCACAAGUGGCGCCAAAUGCUCCACUGGUGGUCAAGUACAUUAUGAACGAUGGAAUCAAGACUGAGCCGCAGCUCUCCGCCGCCUUCGAAUACCUCCUGUCCCAUAGCGUCAAAGGAAUCGAAAUCCCGGCUUUCGAGUCGUCUUGUGGUGUCGGAGUCGUUGUAACCAUCGACGACAUCGAGAACGCCGUUUCCAACGUCAUCGCCACACACAAAGAGAAAAUUCUGGCGGAGAGAUACGGUUUUGCCGUUGGAAAAUUGCUCGGAGAGCUCAGAUCGUCUCUUCCAUGGGCCGAUGGAGCUAUCGUCAAGAAGGAGGUGGAUUUGAGGUUUUUGGAGUUGUUGGGACCAAAAACAGCAGAGGAUUUGGCGCCGAAGAAGAAGGAGAAGAAGCCGGAAGUGGUGAAGGCUCCAAAAGACGCUGCCAAAAAGACCGAGAAGAACGAAGCCACCAGCACCCAAGACGACUUCUCAGAAGGCGCCGAAACGAUGGACGAGCUGCUCCGCACCCGUGCGCACUUCCACGCAGUCGGAGAGAACUACAAAACCGACGGCUACGUCACCACUCCCAAAACUGCAGAGCUUCUGAAGAGCCACGUGGCAGCUGUCGGCGGAAAAGUGGUCACCAGAUUCCCACCAGAGCCCAAUGGAGUGCUCCACAUUGGACAUGCCAAGGCGAUCAACAUUAAUUUUGGAUAUGCGAAGGCGAUGGGCGGAGUGUGCAAUUUGAGAUUCGAUGAUACGAAUCCGGAGAAGGAGGAGGAGAAAUUCUUCACGGCGAUUGAAGACAUCGUUAAUUGGUUGGGGUAUAAUCCGGCGAGAGUGACUCAUUCGUCGGAUAACUUCCAACAGUUGUAUUUAUGGGCGGUUAAAUUGAUUCAGAAAAACCUGGCCUACGUCUGCCACCAAAGAGUCGAGGAAAUGCGCGGUUUCGAGGUGCAAAUGAGCCCAUGGCGUGAUCGCUCCGUCGAAGACAACCUCCAGCUGUUUGAAGACAUGAAAAACGGAAAAUUCGACGAGGGAGAAGCCACCCUUCGCCUAAAAUUGACUCUGGAAGAAGGAAAAGUGGACCCGGUAGCCUAUAGAAUCAAAUACGUCCCACAUCAUCGUACAGGCGACAAAUGGUGCAUCUAUCCAACUUAUGACUACACUCACUGUCUCUGUGAUUCCAUCGAGAAUAUUACGCAUUCCCUGUGCACUAAGGAAUUCCAAUCGAGACGAAGCUCGUACUAUUGGCUGUGCAACGCUCUGGACAUUUAUUGUCCCGUCCAAUGGGAGUACGGUAGACUCAACGUCAAUUAUACCGUUGUGUCGAAGCGGAAGAUUCUGAAGUUGAUCACGACAAAAACGGUGAACGAUUGGGACGAUCCGCGGUUGUUCACGCUUACAGCACUUAGAAGACGUGGAAUCCCAUCGGAAGCUAUCAAUCAAUUUGUGGCGAAACUCGGUUUGACGAUGUCGCAAAUGGUGAUUGAUCCACAGCUCCUGGAUGCGUGUGUUAGGGAUUAUUUGAAUAUUCAUGCGCCAAGAACGAUGGCUGUGCUCGACGGCUUGAAGCUCACGAUCGAAAACUUUGCCGAUCUAAACCUUCCCUCCACCGCCGACGUUCCAGACUUCCCAUCGGAUCCAUCGGAUCCACGUAAGCAUUCUGUCGCCGUGGACCAAGAGAUCUACAUUGAGAAAACGGAUUACAAGCCAGACGACACGGAUAAAUCAUUCAGAAGACUGACUCCAAAACAGACUGUCGGCCUGAAACACAUUGGACUAGUGCUUCGAUUCGUUCGAGAAGUCAAGGAUUCAGAGGGGCACGUCACCGAAGUCAUCGUGAAGGCGGAGACGUUGGCUGAUGGAGAGAAACCGAAGGCAUUCAUUCAUUGGGUCGCCAAGCCGGUGUCUGCAGAGGUCCGAUUGUAUGAGAGACUGUUCAAGAGCAAGAAUCCAGAAGAUGCGCAGGCGUUGCCAGGUGGCUUCCUGACGGACAUCAACCCAGACUCCUUGACCGUCCUCUACAACGCUCUCAUCGAUCAAUCAGUGGCGAAAUCCAAAGUUUAUGAUAGAUUCCAAUUCGAACGAAUCGGAUUCUUCUGCGUUGACAAGGACUCGACGUCGUCGAAACUCGUGUUCAACCGAACUGUAAUGCUGAAAGAUGGAGGAGCGUCGGGAAAGAAUUGA
Molecule: messenger RNA, 2349 nt
Organism: Caenorhabditis briggsae
Lineage: Eukaryota; Metazoa; Nematoda; Chromadorea; Rhabditida; Rhabditidae
Gene: Cbr-qars-1
Product: Protein CBR-QARS-1
Exons: 6
Coding region: 1-2349 (782 amino acids)
Biological process (GO): translation; glutaminyl-tRNA aminoacylation
Cellular component (GO): cytoplasm; aminoacyl-tRNA synthetase multienzyme complex; cytosol
Molecular function (GO): glutamine-tRNA ligase activity; ATP binding
Source: RefSeq, a predicted model, not a curated record